Molecule: messenger RNA, 1238 nt
Organism: Gadus chalcogrammus (walleye pollock)
Lineage: Eukaryota; Metazoa; Chordata; Actinopteri; Gadiformes; Gadidae
Product: olfactory receptor 6N1-like
Exons: 1
Coding region: 49-987 (312 amino acids)
Biological process (GO): G protein-coupled receptor signaling pathway
Cellular component (GO): membrane
Molecular function (GO): olfactory receptor activity; G protein-coupled receptor activity
Source: RefSeq, a predicted model, not a curated record
UUUUAACAUUCAUAGAUUGUCAGUGAAUCAAGUGAGUCAAGUGAAAAAAUGAACUUGCAUAAUGGCUCAAUUCAAAUAACAGAAUUUGUUAUCGGGGGGUUUGAGGAGGUUGGAAGACAAAUGGAAAUAGGUUUGGUGAUAUUAAUUGUUUAUGUUUUACUCAUGUUAGCUAAUACUCUCAACAUAGUCUUUGUCAUUUUAGACAAGAAACUACACAAACCAAUGUAUCUUCUGAUUUGCAAUUUGGCUGUUGUUGAUAUGCUGUAUAGUACAAGUUCAUGCCCAACUAUGAUUGGUGUAUUAUUGGCUGGUGUCAAUACAAUAUCCUAUGCGGCAUGUUUGAUUCAAAUGUUCAGCUUUCAGGUAGCUGAAACGAUGGAACUGUUUGCUUUGGCUGUCAUGGCUUUCGAUCGCUUGAUUGCCAUCUCUUUUCCAUUGAGGUAUCAUAGCAUACUAACAAAUGUUCGUACCAUAGCAAUAACAUAUUUCCUUUGGGUCGCUGCCUGUGGCUUUGUCACUCUUAUGCCUGUGCUUUUGAUACCAAUGCCUUACUGUUUUAACCGGUUACGCUAUUCUUUCUGUGAUUUCCCGGCUGUUGCCCGAACCUCUUGUCUCAAUCCUUCAUAUUACUUUAAUUUGGCCACCAUCGUAUGGUUCUUUUUAUUAUUUUUCACCUUUGGUUUCAUUUGCAUAUCUUACGUGUGGAUUAUAUCUGUUGUUUUGAGGUCAUCUAAGAAUGAGAGUAGAAAGGUGCUCAGUACAUGUUUCAGUCAUAUGCUUGUAGUAGCGUGUUACUACGUACCAUUGUUUGUGCGUAUUGUUUUCACCAGAAUCGGCCUGGUGUUGACGCUGGAGGAACGACAAGGUUUAAUGAUUGGGGCCAUUCUUGGUCCAUCUCUUUUAAAUCCCUUUGUGUACUGUUUAACAACUAAAGAAAUAAAAAACAAGUUGUUCGGUAUAUUCAAGAAAGUAAAACAAAUACAAUAGGAUUGCAUUUUUUAAAUGCAUCUGCUAUCGCUGUAUCUUGUAUCUUGUAUCUUAUCUUAUCUCAUGCAUAUCUCACUUGCGAUACAAGAUUUGUUUGCAAAUAAAAUAGUCUAUAGUGCUGUCCAAAGAAAAUGCACCCUGUCAGAUUUUCUCCAAGCUGUUUUUUGAAGUGUGCAUUAAAUGUAAAUAAAGAUUAUUUACAGAAGAUGCUCUGAUUUUGAAUUGUUUUAGUACUUAAAAAUAUAUAAAGA